Molecule: messenger RNA, 5322 nt
Organism: Gorilla gorilla gorilla (western lowland gorilla)
Lineage: Eukaryota; Metazoa; Chordata; Mammalia; Primates; Hominidae
Gene: IPP
Product: intracisternal A particle-promoted polypeptide
Exons: 9
Coding region: 660-2414 (584 amino acids)
Molecular function (GO): actin binding
Source: RefSeq, a predicted model, not a curated record
GCUGGGAUCAAAACAGUUUGAAAGCCACUAAUGUGACACAUGAGGGUCAACAGUGAAAAAAACUGGACUUUUGAGUUCUUCCUUCCCCAAAAUAAGUAUCCCUUCAGUGCCAGGCUCAGUCAUGCAGACUCAGAAAACGAUUCGAGAGAACGGUAGAGAAGCACCGUGCCAGGUGUUCGGCUCGUCUCUGCUUAACACUGAGAUCCGCGGCCUUCUUGGGACACCACAAGAAUCAGAGUGCAAGCGGAAUGGAAAGGGCGAGCCAGCCGGCCCCAGCAGGCAGAAGCAGAGGCUUGCAGCUAGGCUGUUGAUCCUUGGGGAAGCAAGCCCAAGCCCUGGGCCCCAUCAGUGGGCACUGAGAGGCGCCAGCGGCCCAGUCUCCCGCGAGCGGAAGAACCUCGCGCACGCGCAGUGAAAACCCAGGGCCCGCGAAGCGUCAGAAGUCCCUUCCCACCGCCCGGCUUCGCCUCCAGUUCUCGGGGAACUGUACGGCCCAGUCACUCCCGCCUCGUCACCCUCGCCAGGUUUCCCCCGCCCUCUCCGGCCGGGGCUGGUCGCGACUGCGCGCGCAGGGCCUAAGCGGGCGCCGGAGGGAAGGGGAAGCGGCGGGGUAGUAACAGAUUAUGGGCAACAGUCCUUUUAAUUAAUCUACUGUCAUCAUGGCUAAUGAGGACUGUCCCAAGGCUGCUGAUAGUCCUUUUUCAUCAGAUAAACAUGCCCAACUCAUCUUGGCCCAAAUCAAUAAGAUGAGAAAUGGAGAGCAUUUCUGUGAUGUGCAGCUGCAAGUUGGACAGGAAAGUUUUAAAGCUCAUCGGCUGGUUUUGGCUGCCAGCAGUCCUUACUUUGCAGCUUUGUUCACUGGAGGAAUGAAAGAGUCCUCAAAAGAUGUUGUACCGAUUCUAGGAAUUGAAGCAGGAAUCUUUCAGAUACUUCUAGAUUUCAUUUACACAGGUAUAGUGAACAUAGGUGUGAAUAAUGUCCAGGAGUUGAUUAUUGCAGCAGACAUGCUACAGUUGACUGAAGUUGUUCAUCUUUGCUGUGAAUUUCUGAAAGGACAAAUUGAUCCACUGAACUGCAUUGGAAUUUUUCAGUUCUCUGAGCAAAUUGCCUGCCAUGAUCUCUUGGAAUUCUCAGAAAACUACAUUCAUGUCCAUUUCUUGGAGGUUCAUAGUGGAGAAGAGUUCCUGGCACUUACGAAAGAUCAGCUGAUCAAAAUUUUGCGAAGUGAAGAGCUUAGCAUUGAGGAUGAAUACCAGGUCUUCUUAGCUGCAAUGCAAUGGAUUCUGAAAGAUUUGGGAAAAAGAAGAAAACAUGUGGUGGAAGUGCUAGACCCAAUUCGAUUCCCUUUAUUACCUCCUCAGAGACUUUUAAAGUAUAUAGAAGGAGUAUCCGAUUUUAAUCUUCGUGUUGCAUUGCAAACACUUCUGAAAGAGUACUGUGAAGUAUGCAAAUCUCCCAAAGAGAACAAGUUUUGUAGUUUUCUGCAGACAUCUAAGGUUCGACCUCGGAAGAAAGCAAGAAAGUACCUGUAUGCAGUAGGUGGAUAUACUCGGUUGCAGGGGGGUCGCUGGAGUGAUAGCAGAGCCCUCAGCUGUGUAGAACGUUUUGACACCUUUAGCCAGUACUGGACCACUGUGUCUUCACUUCAUCAGGCUCGAAGUGGGCUGGGAGUAACAGUUCUGGGAGGGAUGGUCUACGCUAUUGGAGGUGAAAAGGAUUCAAUGAUUUUUGAUUGUACCGAAUGCUAUGAUCCAGUUACUAAACAGUGGACAACUGUAGCUUCGAUGAAUCAUCCCCGCUGUGGCUUAGGAGUGUGUGUGUGUUAUGGGGCUAUCUAUGCUUUAGGUGGAUGGGUUGGAGCUGAGAUAGGGAACACCAUUGAACGAUUUGAUCCUGAUGAAAAUAAAUGGGAAGUAGUUGGUAACAUGGCUGUGUCACGCUACUACUUUGGGUGCUGUGAAAUGCAAGGUUUAAUUUAUGUAAUUGGAGGCAUCAGCAAUGAAGGAAUAGAACUUCGUUCUUUUGAAGUCUAUGAUCCACUUUCUAAGCGUUGGUCUCCACUUCCUCCAAUGGGAACCAGGAGAGCAUAUCUUGGUGUGGCUGCACUCAAUGACUGCAUCUAUUCUAUUGGAGGAUGGAAUGAGACCCAAGAUGCUCUUCAUACUGUAGAAAAAUAUUCCUUUGAAGAGGAAAAGUGGGUUGAAGUUGCCUCAAUGAAAGUGCCUAGAGCAGGCAUGUGUGUUGUGGCAGUCAAUGGUCUUCUGUAUGUUUCUGGAGGUCGAUCUUCCAGCCAUGAUUUUUUGGCUCCGGGUACCUUGGACUCAGUUGAAGUUUAUAACCCUCAUUCAGAUACAUGGACAGAAAUUGGUAACAUGAUCACCAGUCGUUGUGAAGGGGGCGUUGCUGUGCUAUGAAAUAUAAAGCAUAACAGAGCACAAGGAACAUUUUGAAAAUGCAGGACCUGACCUUUUGCAAAGCAAACAUAGAUUUGGUGAUAAGACCCUCUGAUUCUAUGAGUUUUCCAUGUAUUUGGUAGAUAAAUGACUAACGAGGCUGGGCACAGUGGCCUCAUGCCUAUAAUCCCAGCACUUUGGAAGGCUGAGGCAGAAGGAUCACUUGAGCCCAGGAAUUUGAGGUUGUAGUAAGCUACGAUCAUGCCACUGCACUCCACUCUGGGCAACAGAAUGAGAUCCUGUCUCUUAAAGAAAAAAAAUAAACUCAAGAAUGAUUUUUCUAAAAAUAUGAGUGAGAAUGGAUAUGGAAUAUAUCCCAAUUAAUAAAGAGCUCACACAGAUUUGCCAGGUUUACUAAUAAUAGGAACGCCAUUUAUGCUGUAGAAUUCUCCAGUUUAAAUGUAGACAACUCCUAUUUUACAAAUUUGUAGAAAUUAUUUACUAGAAGCUUCCUGGCAAAUAGUCCCUUUAGCUACUACUCCAGUGCAGUAUAAAUUGUAACAUAAAACUUUAUGUGAUAUAGGAAUAGUGUCAAUGACACCGUUUAAAGACCUCUAUAUUCACAAUUAUAUCCAGAGCAUAAUUUUCCAUGGCCAUAGUUUGAGCCACAGAGAAAGCCAAUGAAAUAGAUUCCUACUUUUAUUUAAUGCCAAGAGUUUUCACUAGCCCCAAACUUUUUAUUGGCAGCAGAUAUCCUAGGAGGGGUGUUUGGGAAAUAUCUAGCUAUUUUAAUAGAUAGAUACCUUUUUGCUUGAUGAUAAGUUUUUGCUUGCUCAUAUUUUUUGUCUUGAUCCUGAGAAUGCAAGUAAGGAAUUAAUAGGAGGUUCUUAGUGACCAGAUGUUGUAAUGGGCUAUACAGUCCAGCAGGCAGUAUGCACCUAGAAAUUUCUCCCUUUUUUAGGCUGGGCAUUGUGGCUCACACCUGUAAUCCCAGCACUUUGAGAGGCCGAGGUGAGACGGGAAGAUGGCUUGAACUCAGGAGUUCGAGACUAGCCUGGGCAACAUGACGAGACUCCGUCUCUACCAAAAAAAAUAUAAAAAUUAGCCGGACGUUGUGGCUUGUACCUGUGGUCCCAUCUGCUUGGGAGGCUGAGGUUGCAGGAUCACUUGAGCCCAGGAGGUCAAGGCUGCAGUGAGCCAAGAUUGUGCCACUGCACACCGGCCUGGGUGACAGCAUGAGAACCUGUCUCCAAAAAAAAGAACAAAAAGAAAAAAAAAUUUCUUCCUUUUUUGCUAGAUUGUUGUGACCAAAAUUAUCUGUUUGGCUUUAGGAAGAGGGAAUUUUAUUAGAUUAUCAAGCUUUGUAAAAUUUAUUUGUACUUGGGCAAACCUAAGUAAGAGCAUACUGCAAAGCUACUGCUUGGAUGUAGAGGGCUAAAUUGUAGGUACUUCUGAAACUUUUUAUAGAUACUGACUCAUAAGUGUAAUUUGAAAGUACCCCUUGACCCAAACAAAACUGCUUCUCAAAACUUCUCAUUUUCUCCCUGAGAAGCAUUCUAAAGAAUUGUUCUCUGUUCAUUUCUAAGAGAUUUACUGGAUGUAUGAUGGGGUUACUUUUAAGUUAUUUCUACUGGCCAGUUGGAGCAAUAUAUAUUAAAGGUCCGGCAUACAGUAAAAAAAUUUUUUUUUUGAGAUGGAAUUUUGCUCUUGUUGCCCAGGCUGGAGUGCAAAGGCGUGAUCUCGGCUCACUGCAACCUCCGCCUCCCGGAUUCAAGCGAUUCUCCUGCCUCAGCCUCCCAAGUAGCUGGGAUUACAGGCGCCCACCACCAUGCCUAGCUAAUUUUUUUGUACGGGGUUUCACCAUGUUGGUCAGGCUGGUCUUGAACUCCUGACCUCAGAUGAUCCACCUGCCUUGGCCUCCCAAAGUGCUGGGAUUACAGGCAUGGGCCAGCGUGCCUGGCUGCAUACAGUAAAAUUUAACUAGUUGACUUAAGGAUUUGAUGUCCCGUUUCUUCUUUUUUUUUUUUUUUUUUUUAGAUGGAGUCUUGCCCUGUCACUCAGACUGGAGUGCAAUGGUGCGAUCUCAGCUCACUGCAACCUCUGCCUCCCUGGUUCAAACGAUUCUUCCGCCUCAGCCUCCCGAGUAACUGGGAUUACAGAUGUGAGCCACCAUGCCCGGCUAAUUUUUUGUAUCUUUAGUAGAGACGGAGUUUCACUAUGUUGGCCAGGCUGGUGUUGAACUCCUGACCUUGUGAUCUGCCCACCUUGGCCUCCCAAAGUGCUGGGACUAUAGGUGUGAGCCACCGCGCUCUGCCGAUUUCCCAUUUCUUUGCUAAGGUCCUUCAGUAUAUUACUAUAAGCAUCAUCAACUUAUUUAGAUAGAAAACUUUUAAUUGCAUUAAUGAAUCAGGUAGCACUCAUAUCCAAAUUAUUUGGUUUAGGCUGGGCACCGUGGCUUAUGCCUGUAAUCCUAGCACUUUGGGAGACUGAGGUGGGCAGAUCACUUGAGGUCAGGAGUUCAAGACCAGUCUUGCCAACAUGGUGAAACCCCGUCUCUACUAAAAAUACAAAAAAUUGGCAGCAGGUGGUGGUACAUGCCUGUAAUCCCAGCUGCUGAGGAGGCUGAGGCAGGAGAAUCACUUGAAUCCAGGUUGUAGUGAGCUGAGAUCAUACCACUCACUGUGUUCUAGCCUGGGCCAUAGAGCAAGACUUUGUCUCAAAAAAAAAAAAAAACAAAAAAUAUUUGGUUUAGUCUACAACUAUCCCUUCCUUAUAACUUAACCAUAUGCAUUUAUUAGGAAAAGUUUAUGUAAUGCAGACAGGAAGCUCUAUGUUCCCUUCUCUGGGGCAUCCUGAACGUCUGAAGGGUCACAGAUGUCUGUGUAGAGAUCUGUAAGAUGUCAAAGAAUAAAGAUAAUUUAUAGACUAA